Plasmodium inui San Antonio 1 is the source of this 1761-nucleotide messenger RNA. RefSeq lists its product as hypothetical. The record is from RefSeq and is a predicted model, not a curated record. NCBI's taxonomy places the organism in Eukaryota, Apicomplexa, Aconoidasida, Haemosporida, Plasmodiidae. The transcript has a single exon. The coding region runs from base 1 to 1761 and encodes 586 amino acids.
AUGAACACAAAAGAGACAGGCAAAACGGGAGCAGAGAAAAAUAUAACACAGUUAAACCUGGAGAGGUGCGAACAGGCCUCAAUUUUGCUUGACAAUCUGAGCACAUUUGAGGAGAUAAGUACCAUCGAAGAGGGGCGAUGCCAUAAGACUAACCCAGUAGAUCAUGCGUCUUUGUUUAAUUGGGGAAUGAGGAAAGUGGAGGAGAAGUCCCCCUUGCGUGGAGAACUCACAGAGAAGGAUUUGAUUUCCGAUUUGUGUAGAUAUGUAGGUGUGCCUGGGGAUGAGAAGAGAGUUGUUUCUGAGUGGAUUCCCUAUACGAGGGGUGUCCCCACAAGGCGGGAAAACAUAAAUUACUUUCUCCACACGAAAGAUGGGGAAGACGUGACAAGCGAGAGUUACAAAAGGGGGGCAAACAGAAGACACUCGCUAAGAAGAGACUCCAUCACAGAGCACUACAUGGAGAAGACACAGACAGGGUGUGCUAAAGAGGGAAACAAUGUUAAGGCGAAGAAAAAGACGAACGGGAAUAAAUACGUUUUCAAUUUGAGGACAGCUAGGAAAGAACUUAUCAGAGACAAGAGAGCAAAUUGUAACAACACAGAAAAGAUCAUUACGUAUGUAAAGAAAAGCGAUAGGAAUGUCACAGACUAUAAGAAGGAAAAGAAGUUCAAGGAACAAACACGGAUGCACGAGGAGGAAAAGGAAAAAAUGAAAACCAACUUCGAAGAGAUGAUAAAAAACAUAACAGAAAAAUAUCAAGAACAGGAAGAGAAGAAAAAAAAAUUAAUAACAAACAUUUAUAGCAAAUAUAUGAACAUGCGAAAUGAGUUCAGCAAAAUGAAGAGUAUCACUGAAAAUGUGAAAUUUGAAAAUAAAAGAUUUAAAGAAGAAGUAGACAGAUUAACUGCCAACCCUGUGGAGAAGACCCUCCUGGAAAGUUAUAAAAGCAAGCUAGACGAGUACAUAGUUUUGGCUAACUCUAAGGGGAAUAGGAUUCAGGAGUUACAGAGGGAAGUGCAAUCUGUGCGGACCUCCGCAGAGUUGCUCGCAAAGAAAAACGCAACUCUGGAGAAGGAGAAGAAACGCUUACUCAAGGGAAGUGAGAAUUUGAAAAGGGAUAACAUACAGCUGCAAACCGACUUGGAAAAUGCAAAACGGGAGAAUCAGAAACUGAGGGACGAACUCUUUUACAGAGACAUGAAGAUUAACUACCUAGUCAGCAUCUUGGACGUGGUCGAUGAGACCAUCCUGGGUGACGGCGUGGGAGGAGCGCUUCAGAAGGGGGGAGCGUCUCAGAGGGGAGGAACGCUUCAAAAGAGAGGAGCAUCUCAGAAGGGGGGCCCCGAAGGGAAUCACCAAACGGACAAGGACACCCCUGGGAGCGAUGCGAAAAAAACUCCCCAGCGUGACACCAAAUCGAAAGGGUGUGCCAUCCAAAAGAUGAACAAGAAAAUAUUGAUCAAAUCGAUCGUCCAAAAAAUAAAAGACAUAAACAAGAAGAUCCACAAAGAGGAGGAAACAGUGGGAACGUUACAAAGCGACGUGCAGGUCGUCGAAGAGGAGACAAGCACAGAGGCCAUCACACAGAAUGACAAGCACGAGGGGGGGGAAAACCAAAGUGAAAGUCGCCAAGUACUGGAAGCAUAUUUCAAUUGCGGCGACUUUACUCUGAACGAUAAUACACGGGAGGCGUCAACGGGGGAAAAAACACACGCAGCUUUUUUCGUGAAUGGUGAUAACGCGGGCGACCAAGCCUUUUAA